Molecule: messenger RNA, 2627 nt
Organism: Gasterosteus aculeatus aculeatus (three-spined stickleback)
Lineage: Eukaryota; Metazoa; Chordata; Actinopteri; Perciformes; Gasterosteidae
Gene: acot11b
Product: acyl-CoA thioesterase 11b
Biological process (GO): acyl-CoA metabolic process
Cellular component (GO): cytoplasm; cytosol
Molecular function (GO): lipid binding; long-chain fatty acyl-CoA hydrolase activity
Source: RefSeq, a predicted model, not a curated record
UCUCUCUCUCUCUCUCUCUCUCUCUCCCUCCAGCGGUGAAAGCGUUCAUUAAAGCUGUGGCGUGUGCGCGCAUGUGUGUGUUUACACGUUGUGGAGGAAUGGCUGAAAUUGAAGCGGACGCGUAGAAGCCGCCCGCCCAUUGACGCGCGGAGGUCUUCAUCUCGAUCUCACCAUCAGCAAAAAAAACACAAAACAUAAAACUAGUUGUGCGUUUAUUAUGACGUCAAAGGGGAAAUGUGCGGACGCCGCGCUGGACCUUCUGUUCAUUGAGGAGGGCGACGACGGGUACAGAAACCCCACCGAGCUGAAGAUGAGUCAGAUCGUGCUGCCCUGCCACGCCAACCACUGUGGCGAGCUGAGUGUUGGGCAGCUGCUGAAGUGGAUGGACUCCACCGCCUGCUUGUCCGCGGAGAGACACGCAGGUUGUUCCUGUGUCACCGCGUCCGUGGACGACAUUCACUUUGAACACACCAUCGGGGUGGGAAAGGUGGUCAACAUCAUAGCAAAGGUCAACCGGGCCUUCACGUCCAGUAUGGAGGUGGGCAUAUUGGUGGACUGUGAGGAUCUUUACACCGACAGGCAGUGGAAGGUCUGCCACGCUUUUGCCACCUUCGUCGCCCGACGAACCGAAGCGGGGAAGGUGCAGCUGAAGCAGGUGCUUCCUCGCACGCAAGCGGAGCAGAUGGAGUACAGCCUGGCGGCGGAGCGGAGGAGGAUGAGGCUCAUCCAUGCCGAAAUCAUGAACGACCUGCUGAGCAGCAGCACAGCUCAGCUGGGAGAAUUCCAGGAGUUCCAGGGCGCCGUGCCGGCUGAGCGGACGCGGGUGGAGAGCGUGGAGCUGGUGCUCCCGCCACACGCCAACCAUCAAGUCAGCACCUUCGGGGGCCAAAUCAUGGCCUGGAUGGAGAAUGUGGCUACAAUUGCAGCAAGCCGCUUGUGUAAAGCUCACCCAACCUUGAGGAGCAUCGACAUGUUCCAUUUUCGGGGCCCGUCUCACAUCGGUGACCGACUGGUACUGAAGGCCAUUGUCAACAACAGCUUCAAGCACAGCAUGGAGGUGGGGGUGUGCGCGGAGGCCUACCAGGGUGGAGAACCUCUGCGUCAUAUAAAUAGCGCUUUCAUGACCUUCGAGGUGCUGGACGAGGACCGGAAGCCGCGCACGAUACCACGGAUACGACCUGAGCCUGUGGAUGGGAAAAGACGUUAUCAAGAAGCUGUUGCCAGAAAGAAGAUUCGCCUUGAUAGGAAAUACAUUAUCUCCUGCAAGCAAACUGAAGUGCCCCUCUCUGUACCCUGGGAUCCAAGUAACCAGAUGUACCUGAGCUUCAAUAACGUAACAGCGCUGAAACUAAUGGAUACCAGAAACAACUGGGUCUUAACGUCUGAGAAAAACAAGGUCAGACUGUACACCCUGGAGGAAAACCACGUGCUGUGUUUCAAGGUGGAGAUGCACGUCAGCGUACCGGCAGAGCAGACGUUCCACCUUCUGUCCGACCUGAGGAGAAGGAAGGAGUGGGACCGGAUCUAUGAGGAGUGCGAGGUUAUCAUCCAAGCAGAUGAGGAAGACACCCUGUACCGUGUGACGACACCAUCCGUCAGUAAAGGGGGCAAAGGCCAGGACUUUAUCCUCCUGGCAUCAAGGAGGAAGCCAUGUGACACCAGGGACCCGUAUCUGAUCGCUCUGCGCUCCGUCACCUUGCCCACUCACCUCCCCACGGAGGACUACACCAGGGGAGAGGUGCUCUGUGCGGGCUUCUCCAUCUGGGAAGAGUCCAGCGCUGUCACCAAGAUCACCUACUACAACCAGGCCACGCCGGGCAUCCUCCCCUACAUCUCCACGGACAUCGCCGGUCUGUCCUCCAGCUUUUCGAGCAUCUUCUCCGCCUGCAGGGACUUCCUGGAGGCCAACAAGGACAGCCUGGCUGCCCUGCCGCCCUCGGCGCUGUGACACCGCGCCGCCGCCUUCGUCCCGAUGCACCACCGUCGUGUGGGGGCUCUGAAGGGGCCUGUGGUUGAAUGUAGGCGUCCCACCCAGAGAUUAGAGAACUCAUUUUUUUGCAUAUGUAGUUUUUAGACCUCAGUUCUCACUGUAUGACAUGUGCAAAAUGAGAGAAAUUGUCUUGUUAUGCAAAAGAAAUAGUGUUUACAUUUUUGAACUUGCUACUUGUUUUCAGCAAGAUUAAAAGGUAUGAAGCAAAAGUGCACAAUAGUUACCAUAGGAAUUUUAGCCUUAUAACUUUUAAUAGAUCUAAUUUAUUCCAAAGCCGUCCAUGUGCCGUAUUAAUUAAUCCAGCUAUCCAGCUAUGUAUUUACCACAAUCUCUAAAUCGGUUAUCUUAGAACAGUCCUACAAUGGUACUCUGGUAUAAGUUGUUUCAAUCAACCUCUUUUGUUAUAGUUUAUUUUCUACCUGCCUACAUAAUGUUUUUAAAUUAUUGUAUCGAGACUUCGAAUGACAGUAAACCAAGAUGUACAUUUAGUGUGUAAAGAUGCUGUGUUGAGACGAUGAUGUAUAGUUUUAGAGAACUCUUGCACUGAUUUCGAUGUACUGACGUUAAAUGGCCAAGUAUCUCACAUGUCAAGCGGUCUUGAUUUGAAUUGACACAAUAAAGACUAUUAACCAGUGGA